This is a messenger RNA of Mizuhopecten yessoensis (Yesso scallop), 9553 nucleotides long. Its product is annotated as serine/threonine-protein kinase unc-51-like. The transcript is spliced from 27 exons. The coding region runs from base 325 to 3372 and encodes 1015 amino acids. Lineage: Eukaryota; Metazoa; Mollusca; Bivalvia; Pectinida; Pectinidae. Gene Ontology annotation, biological process: autophagy; autophagosome organization; axon extension. The record is from RefSeq and is a predicted model, not a curated record. Gene Ontology annotation, cellular component: autophagosome; cytoplasm. Gene Ontology annotation, molecular function: ATP binding; protein serine/threonine kinase activity.
UUGGCCCAAACCAAAACAUAAUCAGGUGGUGUUCUAUCGUUGACCUGUCAAAACGUUAAAGCAAGUGGAUACAUAUGGAAUAUCACUGAAAUUGACUAUUUUUAUACCGAUAAUGCUUGAAAGGAGGUAAAAGAAAAUGACGUUGAACUAUACUGUUUCAUUGAUGCGUUUAUAUUAAUACAUGAUGAGACCAAAAUUGCAGUCUAAUGUGCAGACUGCCAUCCUCGGCCAUCAAAAUGGCCUCUGAAUCUCUCGUGGUUACAGCAGGAGCUGGCCGACCUCGAGAUCAAGAUUGCUUCACGAAACAAUUAUCAUAGGCCGAGGAUGGAGAUCAUUGGAGAAUUCGAGUACAACAAGAAGGAUCUAAUCGGUCAUGGGGCUUUUGCCGUGGUCUUUAAAGGCCGUAGUCGGAAGAAACCGCCGACUACAGUAGCCAUUAAAAGUAUCACCAAGAAGAACCUGGCCAAAUCUCAGAACCUUCUCAGCAAAGAGAUCAAGAUACUCAAAGAGCUAUCAGACCUUCAUCAUGGCAAUGUCGUGGCUCUAUUGGAUUGUAAGGAAACAACCAAUCAUGUUUACCUGGUUAUGGAGUACUGCAAUGGCGGAGAUCUUGCUGAUUUUUUGCAAGCAAAGGGAACGUUGAGUGAAAACACAAUUUCCCAAUUCCUGAGGCAAAUAGCUGCUGCUAUGAGGGCCUUACACGGCAAAGGAAUUGUACAUCGAGAUUUGAAACCACAGAACAUCUUACUCCAAAAUCCUCCUGGCAAAACCAAUCCCUCACCGUGUGAGAUGAUUCUCAAGAUUGCUGACUUCGGAUUUGCUAGAUUUCUGAAUGAUGGCGUGAUGGCAGCAACUCUGUGUGGCUCUCCAAUGUAUAUGGCUCCUGAGGUGAUAAUGUCGAUGCAGUACGAUGCCAAGGCAGACCUGUGGAGUAUAGGGACCAUAGUGUUCCAGUGUCUGACAGGGAAAGCUCCGUUCCAGGCACAGACUCCACAACAACUCAAACACUUCUAUGAAAAACAUGCAGAACUUAAACCUAAUGUUCCUAAAGACACAUCAUCGGGACUGAAGGACCUGUUGCUUAGAAUGCUCAAAAGGAAUGCUCGAGACAGAAUUGCUUUUGAGGACUUCUUUAUUCAUCCUUUCCUGAACCCACCACCAGCAAUAAAGGCCUCUUCUCCAGUACCGGUUCCCAGUCGAUCUAGUCAUGGUUUCUCGGUGGGGAGCCCCACUCCUCCUAGUCACUUGUCUGCCUCCCCCCUGUCUGGACGGGCAGAGUUCUCCCCGCCCCCUCGCCGUCCCCCACCGCCUCCUCCACCAACACUUACACCUCUACCCUCACCCCCUUCGGUUCCCUCACCUGUCAGGAUUACGCCUCCAAAGCCUCUCCAAGUCAUCAAGCGAGAGGAAGCAGAAGCUUUUCAUGGCUCAUCACAAGAAGUGGCUGGUUUCCUGAAGGUGGAGAAGGACGGACAGACACCCAGAAGUAACAGCCCUACGGAGGACUUUGUGAUGGUACCCGUGAGUUUACCAUGUGGAAACUUACAAGGUAGUGCAGAAAAAACGACCAAGAUUCCGACACCAGAAGAAAUAUCUGUGAAAGCUGUAGAACCCCCGCCCCUGUCCUUUGCUGCAGUGAAGGUGAGCCCCACCUCUGGGGCCGUGGCCUUUAGUAAGAAGUCUCCUGACGAGGCCACCAGUCCCAGCCGCCCGUCCACCCUUCCCAUGCAGACUGAUUCUCCCCCAACCACCAAACCCCACUCCUCACAACCUAUCCCUGUUCCUGGUCAGGUACAGGCCUACCACAGGAUUUCUGCAGGCUCACCGUCAAGUCCUCGUAAAAACAGCAUGGACAUUUCUCCGACAUGCUCCAGUUCAGGUUCCAACAAGGACUCGACAGAAAAGAAAGAGAUAAAGACAUCACUGCCAACUGUGGAGGCCAAGCUAUGUGGCCCUGACAUAGGGUCACUCUCUCCACCCGCAGUGAAAUUUUCCAUCGGGACUCCCCCGAGCACUGGGCAAUGGAAGAGAGGGAGUCUUGGUUCCACUCCCUCUCGCUACAGCACCACGCCUCCUAGUGUCACCAACUCACCUCAUCGAAGAUCAGGGAGCAGUUCACCUCAGUUCCCUUUGGUGGCCCCCAUGUCGUUACCUGCCAUUAUCGGAUCCCCACCCAAGUUGGGUAAGAUUAACCGUGUAAGCCCAGAUGGUGUGGACUCCCUACCAGUCAAUGCACCCUUUGGAUCGUCAAGACCCAAAACUGUACCAGACGACUUGGCCACCAUACCAUAUAAGAGCCCAGCACAAGUUACAGCAGCGAUUCCUACAGUGCGACGCAAUUUACUAGAACAGGGACGUUCCUCCACGGACCCCAGUGUAUUAUGUAACCUGGAAGGAGGCAGUCUGUUGUCAGAACAGCUCGUCAGAGCUGCAUUUGGAACACCACCGCAGCCCUUCAACAACCAGGGGUCAGUGGUGCCCUUCAGCAGUGGGGGCUGGCGGGGCAGUAAGGAGAAGGUUAGCUCCCUGGGAUCCCCUGGGAGUGACAAAUCUCUACCCUCCGACACUGACAAGUCGACGACCUAUGUGAGACGUAACGCGGAACCUUCACCCCCUCCCUCAGUCAUAUUUGCACAGUCCCCCUCAAACAUGGAGGGACCUGUGGCGUUUGUAGCUCCAGGACUAGCGGAGGAGACUCUAAUGGAUGACAAUCACAACGAGACGAUGGCGAAGCUUAGCUUUGUUCUGGACCUGGUGGAGUGUAUUGUAGAGCUGGCACAGACCAGGGGUGCUCCUCUCCAGGGCUUCACCGAAUCUGUCAACCUCAAACAGGGAGAGACACUGCCAUCAGAACACAUGCCAAAGUUUACAGAAGCACAGAGGCGGCUCGAACAGUUGGUGCUGUAUGUGAGGUCACUACAUCUUCUGUCCUCCUCCCUCCAGUUGGCACGAAAGGAAAUUAAGGAGGAGCGGUUACAGAUUUCCACGUCUCUCAGAAACGUUUUGCGCCAGAUGAACGAAUCGUAUCACCGAUGUGUGAAUAUGUGUAAACAGAUCCAACACAGACUCGGUGCCGGCAUUCAGAACACUCUCACCCCUCAGAUAGCUGUGGCCACUGCUGAUAAACUCAUCUACAACUAUGCUAUAGAAAUGUGUCAGAAUGCUGCUUUAGACGAGCUGUUUGGGAAUCCAAAUGAGUGCUUCAGGCGGUACCAGACAGCACACCUACUUCUCCACAGUCUAUCUCAACAGGCUCAAAACACGCGCGACAAACAGCUCCUCAACAAAUACAAAGAUGCAGUUGAAAGGAGACUUGCCAACGUACAUACAGCGCCCCAAGCUUUUAUCCCACCCUUCGAGACCGUCAGCUGAUGAAAGAUGUCUCGAUGAUUUCCUACUCUCCCCUACAAAGCUUUUGUCCUUUGUUUGAGCCGUUGACCUGGAUAUAUUCAGUGUAGAGUUUUGUGUUCAAUUACGAGUUUUAUUUAUUUAUUUGAAUUUUUCGAAGAUGUUUCUGAUUAGUCAGAUAUGGAAGUGUGAUUUAUCAUGUGAAGAUGGUUGUGGAAGGGAGCACAAUAAUUCCCUCAAAUAGCACAUGGUCAAGGACAUGGAAAACAGUGACGGUCAAGGAGAGAGGAUUGUAUAAGGAAGUCUAAUUAAAAUGCAGAAUAUAUAAAUAUUUUGGAAAAAAACUAUGAAGUUUUUAGUCGGGACAAUGUGAAUGCAGAAGGUUGUAUUCUAUGCACUCGCUCAUUUGAAAAGAAAAGGUGACUCUGGUAUCUGUUUCUUCUACCUGAUACUCAUAGGGACAACCUAAUCAGGUAUUGCUUUGAAGUGUAUCAGUUUAUUAUUGUGCUUUCUGACGUGUAGUUCUGAGCUUCGUGUAUAAUAGAGGUAUUUGACGAACUCGCGACAGACUUUGUGUACUUGGACUAUGUGCAUCAUAUAUUUUUUUCACUGCACAGAAAAAAAAUCAGUUUACAAGGACACUUGAAAUAUUGAUAAUAUCCUAGCAGGUGCUUGAGAUCGGUGUUCCUAGGAUCACUAGAGUUACAAGUAUUGCGACACAUACACAAAUCUCAGGGAUGGAGUGUGGUAGGCGAGAAACUUUACAGUGAAAAGAUUUCAACAAGAAAAUAUCUGUUAAUGGUCUAUAUAUAGAAAAAAAAGACUUUAAACAAUAACAGUGAAAGGGUUUGAAGUAAAAAUAAACAGACUUUCAGAUAAACUGGAAUCCUGGUGCGGACAAAGUAAUCUUGAAAAAUACACAAAUACAUAAGCACUCUCAUCCUUCUGCAAACUGGAGUUUACGAAAAUACCAAAGACUAACUAAAAUCCUUGAUUUAGACAGGUAUGAACAAUUUUCACUUUUCAGUACAUUGCAUAUGGUAGUUUCAUUGUUAAUUUGCCUUGAGUUUUUCUCUUAAAGAAAUUAAUUUCAUCUUUCAUCAGUUCAUUAUAUAAAGUGGUGGUUUUUGGGGACACAUCAGUUAAAGUGUUUUUUUCUCUCUCACAUCUAACAGUUUUAUAAUUAUGGGGAAACAAAACUUACAUGACUCUUUCAUCGACAUAUUUAUUGUACGAUAAGUGCCAAGGUGAUUAGCAGCUUGCCUACACAACCGACAUCAGAGCUAGCAGUUUGGUUUUCGUUGACGAUUAUGUAUGUAUUUAUUCUGUAUUCCACAUUUAGAUCCUUGAUAGCAUUAAAAUCAUUUCUCACUUGUAAAUAACUGUAAAUAUCCUUAAUAUUAUAAUAUUUAUUAAUGAUAAAAAUUAUUGAUAAUUCUGAUGUAGAUGUUGCAGGUAACAAUGAUUAUGGGACACAUUAUUUGUUGACAUGCAAGCUAUGAACAUCGCAUCUCUGUCUCGAUUCAAAUCCAGUGAUUGGAUGGACUACAAUGUGAUAGACAUGCAUACUGCAGACUGACAAGGGAGAUAAUAAGAUGUGAUAACAAAAAAUAUGUAGUUUGUCCAGCUUCGCUUUUACAGUGUAAAUAACCAGCCGUGUACCAUUUCCUUAUUUUGUUAUUUUAUUCAUCUGAAGUGUUUUAGUUAUUUUUUUUCCUGUUAUUAGCUAUUCCAAUCGAAAUUCCAGGUAUAGAAUAUGUUUUUACCUCAAGAGUUUCAUCUCUUAUCAUACAAAUAUUUAGCACAAUCCAAGUGUUGACAGAUAUAAAUAAUUUUAUGCGAAGAAAGAAUUGUGAAUCUCCAGAAUGGUAUUUUAUUUCUUUUUCUUGCAUUAUGAAUGACUUGUUUUGGUUUUUAAAUAUUGGACUUUUUUUCAAUGUCAAGAAAUGUGACUUGAUAUGACAAUGAUAUUAUGAUUUCUACGUAUACACGACAGAGAGAUUUGCGUGUGGUAUUUUCCUUGUAUAUUCAGUGUACACCUUGUAGCAUGUUAUGUAUUACAGGUUGUGUUACGUGGUAAUGAAAUGUGUUCACAUAAAAACCAGCACACAUUAUUCUUGACCCUCCAGUCCCCAAGAACACCGUUAGGCAAGGCUAUCCCAUAUAUAUCGGACAAGAGCCAAGUUAUGUCUAUUUAUGCGGAGGAUGCCCAGCUAGUCGGGUAUGACAGGGUAUAGACUAGCAGGUACAAGGCCAGGCCAAGUUAUAAGUGUGUUUGUAGUACAUACCGUAGUCUUUCAGUUUGAUUUUGGUAUGUGAUGCUUCUCCGAGUCUGUACCCGUCAUACAGUAAUAUUAGUGUGUUUUUAGUUUGUCUUGUUUGUUUAACUUACGUAAUGUUGUUAAGCCUCAGUGUGAUCUGUGUUGGGAAAGACCUGUUUUCACAUGGCAUGUGAGCUUGUUCUUUUAAGUUAUUGCAAUAUAAAUUAAUUAUUGUGGUAAAGUGGUAUUGUCUUGCCGGAUGAAAAUGCAUUUCAUAUCAUUGGUUUUUAGCUAGAUUGUUUUUGCUUCAGUAUUUUAUUGCAUAUUGGCCAUAUAUGUACAUGUUAUGUCGACAGAUUUUGAGUUUGUAUUUUAUCAAGAGUUUAUUGGAUCAUGUUGAUAGCAAUAUAUACAGUUAGGUAACCAGAUAGGGUGGGGGGGGGGGCUUACUCCAAAGUUAGUCAGUAGAAUAUGUGCCGUAAAGUUAAUUCGUUUGUUUUCUCAGUUGUUCCUAUUUUGAAUGAAAUAUUCAACCAGUUGUCACAAUUCUUGACUUUUAUUACACUGCAAGUCAUCCCAGGAAAACAAAAAAUAUCUCACAAAAACUGAAUUUUUAAAACGUCUACAAGUUUUAAAAAAUAUGACCAUGACAACAGUUAUGCACAAGGAAAUGGGAGUUUGGACAAUUCUUUGUCAGUGUAAAAAUUAUUCUCAUAUAAAAAAGUACAAAUUUCUUUAUAAUUCCCCUAUAUGACUCUGCAGCAGUUAAAGAAUUUUUUGAAAAGGUAUUAGAAUACAGUUUAUUUCAUUCACAGUCUCAUAAACUGAGAAACUUGAUUAAGUCAAACAAGACCACUGUUAUAAAUGUGAUUGUCUAGUGAUGAAAGCCCUUUCAGGACAUUGAUCUUUUCUGGGAUAAUCAAUUGGUUUCCAUAAUCAAUUCAAUUUAUAUCCGAUUCUUAUCAUUAUUGAAAUACUAUAAAUGUAUGUCUCAAACAUUACCUCAGUACUAAAAAAUGUUCUGGAAUACUGUCUGGAACAAAUUUACCCUUGAUUGUCAUGUUAGUAAUAGUUUGAAAAUAACUACCGUGCACCAGUUAUAUUUCAAAAUUAACUAUACCAGUUAUAUUUUGAAAAUAAUCAUGCCAGUUAUAUUUUAAAAUUAACUACCGUCAUUCCAGUUAGUUUUUUUAUAUUAACUAUGCCAGUUAUAUUUUGAAAAUAACUUUACCAGAGGGUAAGAUAUAGUUCUUAGCUAGAACAUUGUAAUGGAAUUCCGAGAUCCAAAAUGGAUCAGAUAAAAAGUGCUAAAGAGUUUAAAAGUGAUAUUAGAAUAAUAUAAUAUAUAGAUUUUGAAACUAGAUAUAUAUCGGACUUGUAUUCAACAGAAUUUACAAAGUGCAAUUUACUCCUUUGAGAGAUUUAGAAGUAGUAGUAUUUCACUUUCCACUCAUAUUUCCGAGCUCUGUUAAUAUGUGAAGACACGAUAGAUUUUUUUUUUGUAUUUUCUGACAAAAUCAGUUUUUAAAUGUACAAUACAUUGUUACAUCUUUGUGAAUUUUACCAUAUUUGCAGGGUUUCUUUUUCAGUGUUUUUUUUUACUUUUCUUGCUAUCACAUUUCUGCUUAUUUCUAAUCUCUGUAGUUUAGUUGAUGUGCUAUGCCUUUCUGAGGUACUUCCAUUCGUAUAUUAUCACUAAUUAUUGUAAUGUUUGGACCUGCUGGUCCUCACCUGUACAUAUUAUACCUAUUUAUCAUGCUAAGAAGCCUAUAUGGCUGGUACCAUUGUGAUUUUUAACAAGUUGUUAUUCUUGUGGUUUGAAUAUGUUACUACUAUCAUGUGCCAAUAUGAUGUUGAACCCAUUUUGAUUUUCAAGUAAUCAGUUUUCAUGGAAACUUACUGUAACUGACAGCUAAAAGGAUAGAUUUAUUUCAAUGUAUCAUCGAAAUAAAUUUGAUAAAGUUGCGCAAUUGAUUUGACUUUAAAGUAAGAAGUGAAGUGAAUACUGUGUUAUAUACGGAAUGAUUUUUAAAGCGGGUCCAAUGUCAUUGUGGUAAACAUAGCUCGUGGCUUUGUCGUAGUAAUUACAUUGUUGUAUUUAUGAAAAAGAGGCAAGCAAUAUAGUCUUUGUAAAAAGAGCCUCGUCAUUUAUGUUGUUGUCGGCGAGAGGAGUGUUAGGGAGCGAGACGCGCAAAACUGAUUAAAAAAACAACAGAAAUCUGUUUGAGUGAUGAAUGUGUGAGUUGAUUUUCCUGAUCAGUCAUUAGUGUGUUUUGUAUUUCAAACUAUGGCACACAAAUAAUGAAGGGACUUCAUAUUUCUUCAUUUUGUGCAAAUUUUGAAAGAAAAAAUAUAUAGCUAUAUCAUAUUAGCUGAUAGUUUGGCAAAUCAUCUUGAUUGUGCAGAAAUAAAUUCCAAUAUUAAAUUAAAUCAUGGCAUAUUUUGAUUAAAAUUCCACUUGUGAUAAUACGUAAGUUGAGAUAGGUCAUAGUGUGUCGAACUGUGAUGGCUGUCAGAAAAAGAUCACUGGUGGCUUGGAGCUGAAGGUGUGGGGCUUAUAAAACAGUACGACCUCUGUUCAGAUCGUUAUAUAUACUACAAAUGAACCACCAAAGUUUCUUAUCUGUAAAUUUCAUAUGUUCUGAACAAAUUUUUGUUUUAUUUUUCACACAAAUCACUCUCCUUUUAAAAUACUGUCGCUCAUUGAAACUGUUAACAGUGCUUAACCAGUAUGAUAAGAUGCCUAAAACAGGCAUCUUUUACUGCAAAAAAAGAGCAGAAUUUAGAUUCAUUCUAAAUUCUAACGGUACAAUGUUGGUAUAUUUCACUGGAGAGUGCUCCAGUACCCAUUAACUUUCAUUUGAACUUUCUACCCAUUUUUGUCAAUACUUGUGAAAAUCAUUCAUUGUGACUUUUCUGCAGGCCAGUACUAUUCUAUCAUUGACAUCAAUGAUGACUAGGUCAAGACACAUCAUUUACAAUUAUAGAACCAAUGUUUGAUAUAUUCCAUUGACCUUUCAUACAGCAAAUAUGACUUGUACAUUUUUUUUGCAUUUUCCUUUUGAUGCUUGAUCUCGAGUUAAAUAAUUGAUUUAGAAUUUUUUCAAAAUGACUUAAUUUUUGUAUCACUGAUGUAUAUAAUAUCUCAAACAUUCAUAAAUUCAUUUGGAGAACAAAAUUAUCACUUUAAUAUUCUGCGAGUGUCAUUUCAUGAGUGCUUCACAACGUUUUCAUAAAAGUAUAUACCUUAUCAUACAGAAUUAUCACACCUGGUGGAAACCAUUGAUAGAAUCAUCUAUAUUGAUUUAAUUUGCAGUGGCAUUGAAGUCCAACUAGUUUUGUUUCACAAUUAUAAUUUGUUUGAAUUGAAGGGAAAUAACUCUUGUGAGCCCAAGUUUUUUCUACAGUCGAUAUUUAAGUUUUACUGAUACUGCCUACUGGAACGUGAAACUAGCCAUGUGUUGUACUCUGCACAUAUACCCAUGUGUUCCAGUAGCCUAGUAAAUUGAGGGUAACCUCAGUAUCGUCCACAGAAUUAAUCUAAGUCUGUGGUAUGACAGAACACUAGAGUGAGUUAUUCACCAAUCUCCUAUGCCAGUAAGGUGAUGGGUGGUAGACAGGUUCUACACAGUGGUAACAUGUCAACAGUUAAGUCAUUGACAGUUGAAGUAUUGUUGACUUCACGUUUAAGGUAUUCAAAUGAAAUGUUAUGUGAGAAUGGUAUAUGAUAUGAGUGAAUUAUAUAUAAUUUCAGAUGAAGUCUAACAUUGUACUUGAGCUAUAUUGAGUACAGUGAUAAUAUAUAUAGGUAAAAAGAACACUUUUGUAUCAUUAAGACCUGUCAAUACAUAGCAUGUAUGUAUCCAGACAGUUUUGUUUACUGAUUAAUCUUAGGACUGUAAUACGAACCCUCAUCAGUCAAUAAAUGGAUGUGUCAAAUGUUA